AUGCAACGUCGGGCGAAUCUGGUAUCGCCCUUGAAACAUUCGGCUACUACUCCUGACUUCAGAACCAAGGCAGCACAGCUGUUAAGUGACGGGCUGGACGAAGGCGGAGAUGCCGAGGAGGACGAUGAUGAAGAGACAUUGCAACUGAAGCUCGCUGCUAUUGAGGCACGACUGAAGCUGAAGCAGCUCCAGAAGAACCGCGGAAAGGCAGGAACGCCAAAUCCAGACAGGCAUGAUGGCGUCAAUGCGUUGUGUCGGCCAGCGUCAGCGGUGAGCUUUUCGUCGCGUAUUCAGGAUCAUCCUCCACGUAAUCAGGCUUUGGGCGAAACAUCCGAUGAUAUACAAGUUCCUUUGUCACCUACGCGGCGCCUUGGCCCCCCAAUGGAGCCUACAUCUCCUGGGAGGUAUAGGCUUGGUAUAGACAAGGGCCUCAAAGGAAGCGACGUAUCACUGAGACGUCCACCGAGCUCAAAGGGGCCGAGUGCACGGCCCACCAGUAGACUCGGAAGCCGGGAUGGUACAGCAUCUCACUUCGGAAACCUAGCAACACAAUCACAGUCGUUUGAUGAGACGCGCUCCAAAAGUUUCAGCGAGCGCAUGGCCGAGGGUCGUGCUGUUGAAAAGUCCCGGCGGGAGAGAGAGGUACGGGUAGAGAGGAUACACGCAAACCGAAGUUCCGCAUUCCAAUACGACAAGACUGAGAUGGAUGCGUACAAGGCAGCGGCCGCAGAGAGGAGACCCGUCUCUCCUUCCAAGCUGCAGACCAGGAGUGGGCGAGCCGAUAGCUUCAGUCGGGACGACAUCUUGAGGUCAGCUAACAACCUCAAGCCUUCGUUGAAGAGAAGCCAAACGACUCCAAGUAUGCGGAGGACUGAAGGGGACGACUCCAAGACCUUCCUUCACAGACGCAGUCAGAAGUCGGAAACGGAAUCAUUCUCUUCCCAGCCCCCAAGCUCUCGACAAACCAGUUUUACCGAUGAACCUACCGAGAGCGACGGAUCAUUGGAAAAGGCGCCUGAUUCGUCGAAGUUUGAACCUUUCUCUUCUCUUCACCUCUCGAAUCGUAUUUUACCUCAUUCUUUCUUGGGUCGAAAUCUCGAGGGUAAAAAAGCCCUGCGAAUACCAGAUCUUCUUCGAAUGAUCAAAGGCCCGCCCUUUGAACUCCCAGACAGCAUUGAUGGAGACUACGUUGUGUUCGGCAUUGUGGCCUCAAAGUCAGAUCCCAAGCAAGUCAAAGAGUCAAAGAAUGUCAGUACGAAAAAGGCCGAUCCCUUCGAUGACGGUCUGAAUAAUAGGAGUCAAUACAUGGUCAUUACUCUUACGGACUUGAAAUGGACUAUUGACCUGUUUCUAUUCGACACUGCUUUCCCCCGGUAUUACAGGCUUUCUGAAGGAAUUGUGGUUGCUAUUUUGAACCCUAUAAUACUGCCGCCUCCCAAACACAAGCUGGAUACGAAUCAAUUCAGUCUCUCGAUUUCUUCUUCCGACGAUAAGAUUCUUGAAAUCGGCUCUGCCCGAGACAUCGGCUUCUGCAAAGCUGUGAGAAAGGACGGUAAGACUUGCCAGUCAUGGGUGGACAGCCGUAAGACCGAGUUCUGCGACUUCCACGUUGACAUUCAAUUGCGUCGCACUCAAGCGGGUCGCAUGGGCGUCAACAACGGAACCGGCAUGUUUGGUCCUGGAGGUCGUUCAGGGUCGCGUACCGGCUUUUAUGGUGGAGAGAAAAGAUCCUUCCACAAAAAGGGAGAGGGAUUACGAAGAGCCGAUGGCGGCCAGUAUGAUCGUGAAACCCAAUCACUGUACUAUGUGGCACCCAGUGCCAAGUCCAAGAACCUCGGUGGCCUCUCUUUCCAGCAUCUACACCCCGGGCAAUCCGCAGCCAGCCUGAUCGACGCAGACGAUGACGAUCCAUUCAUUGCUGCUGGAAUGGUCGGUCGAGGUACACAGAGCAAAGAAGAACGAUUCCGUCGCCGCAUCGUUGAGCAACAACGUGAAAGGGAGAUCGCCAAUAUCUUGACAUCCUCUCGCGGCGGGGGAAUUGCCGCAGAUUAUCUUAGAGCUCAAAACAACGAAAACAUCCCCGCUGCUAAGAAGGCUCCAGCCCGGUCAGGAGCACAACGUAGGAGGACAAAUUCUAGCGAUCCGAAGCUCGCCACGUCGUCUGACAUCAACGAGCCGCUUACGAUGAGCUUCAAGCGAGCAGAAGCCGUGAGACUCAGUCCUAAGAAACGCGCACAUGAUGGAGACAGGCCACACGGAAGCGGCGUCAAAAAAACACGCUUUAUCACGUCCAAAGGCAUCAAAGAGGCUGGAAGAGAUAGUCUUGGGGGCAAUCCCGACGCCUGUAACGACUUCGACGACGAUGACGAGCUUGAGAUCGUCUAA
Molecule: messenger RNA, 2385 nt
Organism: Aspergillus calidoustus
Lineage: Eukaryota; Fungi; Ascomycota; Eurotiomycetes; Eurotiales; Aspergillaceae
Source: the annotation of a GenBank genome assembly